Messenger RNA from Aspergillus fumigatus Af293, 1176 nucleotides. Its product is annotated as putative esterase. The transcript is spliced from 3 exons. The record is from RefSeq and is a predicted model, not a curated record. NCBI's taxonomy places the organism in Eukaryota, Fungi, Ascomycota, Eurotiomycetes, Eurotiales, Aspergillaceae. Gene Ontology annotation, molecular function: hydrolase activity. The coding region runs from base 1 to 1176 and encodes 391 amino acids.
AUGAUAGACUCGUCAACGGCCGGAAUCGAGGAGCUGCAUGCUCUUCGACCGAAGACCAUUCAUCAACCUCUUCACAAUGCUAUCCCUCCAGAACUAGUCCCUCGUUUCGACCCAGUCUACGUGGAGUACUACAACAAAUAUAAUGCUGGACGGCUACACACUCACGAGGUACCCAUCGAAGACUUUCGUAGAAAUCCCGCCAAGUACACCAUCGCCUAUGGCCGCGCAGCCGGACCAGAUGUGUUCCGCAUCACUGAGCAGAAAUGCCCCGUGAAGGAUGGAGAGAUCACUGUGCGGAUCUUUGAACCUGCUCCAGUGUCCGAUGACCAGGGCAACCUAAAGAAAAGAGCAGCAUAUGUCAACUUCCAUGGAGGCGGUUGGGUGUUUGGUGAUCUCUCCGUCGAUCAUGAUUUUUGCAAACGCCUCGUACACGGCCUCGAUGGCCACUUGGUGGCUUUUGACGUCAAUUACCGACUGGCACCUGAGUACAAGUACCCAAUUCCUGUCGAGGAUUGCUGGGCAGCAUUCAACUGGGUCAGUGACUUGGUCAUCAAUUCCUUCACUGUACAAUUGUCGAAGUCUGAGACCAAAGGUCUGACAAUUAGAUUGAAGAAAGCAGACGAAUUCAAUAUCGAUCCGGAUCGGAUGGCAAUCGGUGGUGUCUCUGCAGGAGGACAACUGUCGGCUGUUCUUGCACAUCUCUGCCGUGAUGGCAACAUUCCACUGCGCCUGCAACUCUUGACUGUGCCAGCCUGUGACUUGCACAGUGUCUUCACGUCAGAUGGACAGUUUGACCGCGAGAACUGCCCAUACGAGUCAUACCGGGAAAUGGAAUUUACGCCGGCACUUCCAGCAGCACGAAUGGCAUACUUCCAUAGGCAUUUUCUUGGGAAUCCUCGACCUCCCAGAUCCGAGGAGGACUGGAAAAUCUCUCCUAUGCUGGCUCCUAAUUUUGAAAAUUUAGCACCUGCUUUGGUGCAUACAGCAGAGAUGGACCCUCUCCGGGAUGAGGGCGAGGUUUAUGCUGCCAAAUUGAAGGAUGCCGGAGUUCGUGUGGAACUGAUCCGUGCUGUCGGAGCACCUCAUAUUUUCCCGCUAUUGGAUGGAAUUUUGGAGUCGGGAAGGGUGUAUAACGAGAAGGUGAUAGCCACGCUGCGGAAAGAGCUUUUGGUGUAG